AUGGCUGUGGACUGGCACUUCGAGGACACGGACGGCAGCGAGGCCGGGGCCAAGGAGACGCAGCGCAGCAUCAUGGACUACUUGGCCGAGAACCACUUUGAGCUGGUCAUUAACCUUUCCAUGCGCAACGCUGGGGGGCGCCGGCUCUCAUCCUUCGUCACCAAGGGCUACCGCACCCGGCGCCUGGCCGUCGACUACUCCGUGCCCCUCAUCAUCGACAUCAAGUGCACCAAGCUCUUCGUGGAGGCCCUGGGCCAGAUCGGGACGGCCCCCCCGCUGAAGAUGCACGUGGACUGCAUGACCUCCCAGAAGCUCAUCCGCCUGCCAGGGCUGAUUGACGUGCACGUGCACAUGCGGGAGCCGGGCGGCACCCACAAGGAGGACUUCGCCUCGGGCACAGCGGCCGCCCUGGCGGGGGGCGUCACCAUGGUGUGCGCCAUGCCCAACACCCGCCCUGCCGUUGUCGACGCCAGCUCCUUUGCCCUGGUGCAGAAGCUGGCGGAGGCAGGCGCGCGCUGUGACUUCGCCCUGUACCUGGGGGCUGCGUCGGACAACGCCGGAUCCCUGGGCCCCGUGGCUGGCGCAGCCGCCGGGCUCAAGAUGUACCUGAACGACACCUUCUCCGAGCUCAAGAUGAACAACGUCUCGCUGUGGAUGGAG
Molecule: messenger RNA, 660 nt
Organism: Terrapene triunguis (Three-toed box turtle)
Lineage: Eukaryota; Metazoa; Chordata; Testudines; Emydidae
Product: CAD protein-like
Exons: 4
Biological process (GO): purine nucleobase catabolic process
Cellular component (GO): cytoplasm
Molecular function (GO): allantoinase activity
Source: RefSeq, a predicted model, not a curated record